UCACAUUACGAAUUGAGUGAAAGUGAAAGCUUGAACAGUGCUGCGAAACAAUCCAUUCGUGUUUCUAAAGAAAGCCUGCACCGCGGGGUAUGGUUUUGUGACGGUACAGCUGAAUGUCAGGAACAUUGCUUGAACACGGCUUUCCUCUGCGACCAGAAUCACAAUGAAAAUAAUCACAACGAGGACCUUGAACAGACUCGUCGCCGCCGCCUUUAUUCCGAGACUAUGAACAAGGAGCAUCAGUUCCGAACGUCGGGCACUACUGAAGCGCGCUACCACGUUAACAGUCACGAGGUAAAAUCAGAUUUUUUCUCGAGUCAGUGGAUGCCAAGUUCAAAUUUGUACGAGAAGGGUGGGGAUAGGGGAGAAGACACUGAGAGGAUGAUUCAUGGCGACCGGUGA
Messenger RNA from Gongylonema pulchrum, 402 nucleotides. The record is from the annotation of a GenBank genome assembly. Lineage: Eukaryota; Metazoa; Nematoda; Chromadorea; Rhabditida; Gongylonematidae.